GCCAAAAGUCCCAAAUAUCUCAGGCGUGACAACCGCGAAACGGAAACUUGAGGUCGGACACAGUUGUCUCCAGACAAACAUCAGCAAACACGAAACGUUCUUUAAGCCGAAACAAGGAUUUUUUUUGUCCUCAAGAGAUUAUAGAUAUGGCAUGUAUGUCAGCCCCAGUGUGUUUUAUUGAAACUGAUGGGAAUGGGCAGUUAAUUGUGAGAAAAGAGGCCAAAGAUAUUCUGGACAGUAUCAGAGAGCCGGUGGUCGUGGUGUCUGUGGUGGGACUUUAUCGUACGGGAAAAUCUUACCUCAUGAACCGCCUGGCAGGACAACAGUCAGGCUUUGCUCUUGGCAGCACUAUUGAGUCCAAGACCAAAGGCAUUUGGAUGUGGUGUGUCCCUCACCCCUCUAAAGCAGGACACACUCUGGUGCUGCUGGACACUGAGGGACUUGGUGACGUAGACAAGGGAGAUGGAAAACAUGACACCUGGAUCUUUUGUCUGGCUCUUCUGCUCAGUAGCACUUUGGUGUACAACAGCUUAGGAGUCAUAGACAAUAUGGCACUGGAAAAACUGCAUUAUGUGACAGAGCUGAGAGAGCACAUCCGCGUGAAGUCGGUGAGAGAAGACAAGGAUGAUUCUGCAGAAUUCAUGAGCAUUUUUCCAGCAUUUGUCUGGACAGUUCGUGACUUCACUCUGGAACUAAUAAGGAACAAUGAAACGAUCACAUCCGAUGAAUAUCUGGAAGGCGCUUUGACACUCAAGGCUGGCAGUUCCCCUCAGACUGAGAAGUAUAACCUGCCCCGCCGCUGUCUGCGGAAUUUCUUUGCGGUGAGAAAGUGUUUUGUGUUUCCUCGGCCUGCUGGAACGAAGGAGAUGAGAAGAAUGGAGCAGCUGACUGAAGCAGAGCUGGAUCCAGAUUUCCUGCAGGAAGCAAAAAUGUUCUGCAAAUAUAUCUACGGCAGUGCAGAGUCGAAAACUGUCACGGAAGGUCGCACAGUCACUGGAACAGUUCUGGGUAGUCUGGCUGAGUUGUAUGUUGAGGCGAUCCGUACAGGAAAUGUUCCAUGUCUGGAAAAUGCAGUGGUGUCCCUGGCUCAGAUCCAUAAUGCCCAAGCAGUAGAUGAGGCCCUGCAGUUCUACAGGACUGAGAUCUUCAGUUUGAUCCAGAUUCCAGUUGAUCCAAAACAGCUAUCCAGCCUCCAUGAAAGUGCAGAGAAGAAAGCCAUUAAAGUUUUCAUGAGCACAUCCUUCAAUGACACAGAGCAGAUAUACCAACGAGAACUUGCGAAGAAGAUUCAAAAAGAAUAUGAAGAUUUGUGUGAACAGAAUAAGGAAGCAUCUGUGAGAGAGUGUCAGACAAUUCUGCUUCGUGUGUUUGAGCCACUGGAAAAUGCCCUCUGUGAUGGAUCUUAUAUGAAACCUGGAGGAUACAAACAGUACAGAGACAAACUUUCACAGCUAGCUGAGGAGUACAGAUCACAAACACACACACAAAUAAUGAGUGAGGAGGUGUUGAGUAAAUAUUGGGAAGAGAAGGAGGAUUCUGGAAUGAUCAUUUUAGCCGCUGAUGAUUCUCUAACUGAAGCACAACACCAGCAAGAAGUUGCAAGACUACAGAAUGAUGUCUUACAACAGAAGCAAAAGGGUCUAGAGGAACAAAACCUGGUAAAUCUUCAGAUGAUUCAAGACAUGCAAAGAACCCAAGAUGAGCAUGUUAAGCAGAUCACAGAGAGGAUGGAGAAAGAACAGGAGAGAAUGAGGCAAGACAAUGAUCGAGUGAUGGAAGCCAAACUUAAGGAGAGGGAGGCUCUUCUACAGCUUGGCUUUCAGAAGGAGGCUUCACGCCUGCAGAUGGAGAUCAACAGUCUGAGAUCUCAGAGGAGCAGUGGAGGAUUCUUUUGCAGCAUCUCCUGAAAAUACAAACUAAACCUGAUCUGCUCUUAUUGUUUUCUCAUUUUUUUUUUUAAGCUUUGAAGUAAAAAGAAAAUGUAUUAUGUUUCUAUUGCUGAGCGGUAAAUUAUUUAAAUGUUUGAUGAGGUGUUCUUGUUACAGAUAUAACCAUUAUAAUUUUGGCUGAGGCUUUGCUAUUUACCAAUGUAGAUUUCUUAUAUUUGUGCAUAAUAAAUACAAGCUGUACAGUGUCCCCAAAAUAUGUUUGGACACUUUUGGACAUUUACAUGUAUUUAUUUUGCAGACCCUAUUAUCCAAAGCAUCUUAGAAAUAAAGUACAACCACUGGUUUAA
Xyrauchen texanus (razorback sucker) is the source of this 2236-nucleotide messenger RNA. RefSeq names its product guanylate-binding protein 1-like. Gene Ontology annotation, molecular function: GTP binding; GTPase activity. The record is from RefSeq and is a predicted model, not a curated record. NCBI's taxonomy places the organism in Eukaryota, Metazoa, Chordata, Actinopteri, Cypriniformes, Catostomidae. The transcript is spliced from 11 exons. The coding region runs from base 147 to 1907 and encodes 586 amino acids.